UCGGGGGCUCCCGAUGCGUGGACUACCCGCCGCGGCCCCCGCUCCUGCGAUGCCCUGCGCCCCCGGGACCCCCGAAAGGAGUUUGCCCACCGCCGCCCCGGCCGGCUCGCAGGGCUGCCUUUCCUUAUGAAGAAGACACAAACUUGGAUUAUCACUUGCAUUUAUCUUCAACUACUCCUAUUUAUUCCUCUCAUCAGAGCUCAAAAGAACUGUGGGAAUCCUGUGACAGAUGAUGUGAAGGACAUUACAAAAUUGGUUGGAAAUCUUCCAAAUGAUUAUAUGAUAGCCCUUAAAUAUGUCCCAGAGAUGGAUGGUCUGCCUAAUCACUGUUGGUUGCAUCUGAUGGUUCCUGAAUUGGCCAAAAGUUUGAAUAAUCUUCUCCAAAAAUUUUCAGAGAUUUCUGAAUCUCUAAGUAAUUAUUCCAUCAUCAAUAAUCUCACAAGAAUAAUAGAUGACCUCAUGGCAUGCCUAGCUUCUGAUAAAAAUAAGCAUUUUGUACAAAGAAAUAUCCACCUUUAUAAAAAAGGCAGUUUCAUUCCUAAAGAAUUCUUUGGAUACUUUAAUCGCUCUAUAGAAGCCUUCAGGGACUUUCAAGCAGAGCACAGUGACUGCAUUUUUCCUACAACAACAUUAAUGCCAGAGAAAGAUUCCAGAGUCAGUGUCACAAAACCAUUUUUGUUACCCCCCGUUGCAGCCAGCUCCCUUAAGAAUGACAGCACUAGCAGUAAUAGAGAAGCCUUUGGUUACAUUAGCAGCUCUAGCCUGCAAUGGAUAAGCAUAGCAGUGCCAUCCAUUUUUUCUCUUGUCAUCGGCUUUAUCCUUGGAGCUAUAUACUGGAAGAAAAAACAUCCAAAACACUCAGUGGAAGUUGAAAAUAUACAGGGUAAUGAAGAGGAUAAUGAGAUAAGUAUGUUGCAAGAACGAGAGAGAGAGCUUCAAGAAGUGUAAUUUUGCUGGGUAUCCACACUGUUACUUUCGUGCACUGCAGGUAACAGUUUCGCGAUCGCUUCACAACUGAAGCAGCUUUAAGCCAAUUCAUAUUCCGUCAGGAGCGACAGGCUGAGUCUCUAUUCAUUCUUGCUACCCAUGACUCUCUAAUGAUGAUUCAGCUCUGGGACAAAGUGUUCAAAUGAAUUAAACAUCAUUAAAGAAGAGUGUGCACAGAAGAGGACUUGAAGCUUUCGAAGGCUUGCCAUUGCAUUUAGGACAGAACCGAUACUGGAAUUGGAAGCAGACUCUGCCUCGUCCCCGCGACUCCGGAAAUGGGUCAAAACUGAAUCUUCAAAAAGAUUUUAUUCUUCGAUUGCAAUCUACACCCUAAGGUUUUUUUUCUUUUUCUAAUAGACUUCAGCCUGAAUCAUCACAGAUAAAGAGAGAGACUAUAGAGGCUAUGGUUAAAAACAAAGCAAUGUACAGUACAUAAAGAAGUUGAAUCUUAGAGGUGUGAUGUCCUGGCAAGCUGGUUUAUCACUCUACAGAGCCGGGUUCCUAUUAUGAGUCACAUAGAGGAGCCUUUAUAUCUAGCAGGUGAUUAUUUGCUUAGAACACCACCUCCAAGUCUGACAUGGUUUUGGCUGGUCCUUUCCAUGCAGGUGAAACCAAUUAGGAAUUAGUAUCAUGGUGCAGUUAGGUUGGAGAGUUUAUAUAUAUAUAUAUAUAUGUGUGUGUGUGUGUGUGUGCGUGUCUGUGUGGGUGUGGGUCUGUGUCUGUGUGUGUUUGUGUGUAUAUAUGAAGAAGCUCUCAUCACGGAUCAUCAGAGGAGUACUUGAAGAAAAUAUGAGGCACCACUAAUGAAGUCAUCCAUUUUCUCUUGGCCACUCGAAGUUUAUAAAUGUUUGUAAAAUAUGGUAGAUCUUUUUAUAUCCUAGAGUCAUUACACAGAUUUAUGUAAAGAGUGUUAGGAGAAAAUGCUGAAUGGGUGAAGAUUCCGUUAUAAAAUAUCAACCAUAAAUGGGGACGUACGGGAACGAUUCUGUUUCCACAGAUAAUAUUCAAUAACCAAGUUCCCUACAUGCUGAGGUCGGAAGCGUGCUAAUCGACACCGAGAAAGCAAGUGAUCUGGAAAACGUUAUGGAAAAUAACUUAAUUACUGUUAACGUGAUCUUCAUUACCCGUAUUCAAUUAUCCAUUCAGUUAGAAUCCAGUAUCCUUAUUUAUUGACGUUUUCAUUCAAAGCGCGAAAGAAAUUAUUUAGUUGCAUAUCUACUGCUUUGAAAAAUGUGCCAUCACAUAGUCCACGUAAAAGAUGAAUUAGGUAUGUAUUGCCAAAAUGGACCCUUAGUUUUAAAAUAUACUUGCAAACAGUGUGUUGUUGGGCUUACCUUUGAUAAUAUUUUCCAGAUUUCUGGAAGAGACACUUACCUGAGACAUUAGCUUUAGCUUAUUUGACAUAUCUUGAUUGAGGUUUUAAUUCCUUCAAUAUGCUAUGGAAGUAUAUCUGGAAUAAUAAUAAUUAAAAAAACCAUAAAUGUGAUCAUUAUGUUAUCAGUACUGCAUAAACAAUGAAAUGAACUUCUGGUCAUUCUCCGGGAGUCUCAGAAGUAUGACCAGCUAACAUUUUACUUUUUCUUUGGGGUCAAAUAUCAUAAACCCCUGGGUACCUUGUAAUGGUUGGUCAUUUUCAAAGUUAAUCCAGGCCAUAACUACCACGAUGCUCUCAGAAGUACAGAUAGGUCCUCCCAAUUGCCCUUUAAUCCUGAGAAGAAUUAGAUGUUACCUCUUUUAUAAAACUUUAUCAACUCUUUUUGCUCUCAAGGUAUCAUUAGUGCCUUUAAGCAGUAAUUUAAGCUAGUGACCUGAAAGAGUUAAUGUAACUUGGCAGAGUACCUAACGUGCUACAGGGAGUAGUUUAAUUUCUGAGAAAAUCUAGCCCAGUAUAACUCUUUCUGGUAUUGUCACAGCCAAAAUAUGGGCAGUUCUUCACACUGCUUUGACAAUACAGUAACUGGUCUUACUCUGAGGAGAAUGUGUACUUCCCUUACAGGAGUCAAAAUUUGAGCCUACCGCGCUUCCAGCAUUACUGAAUUCAAAUGUCUACAUUUUUUGCCUAUAAGACACGCUGCCAUUUACAUCACUUUGUAUUUUUGUUGCCUCUGAAAUGGCCUAAUUCAGAAACUCGGUGUGGUCUAAGUUAUACUGAGAGCACCUUAAAUACCCUAAGAAACUAAAAAUUCAUAAAGGAAUAAAUAAUCCCAGGCUAAAUAAUAGCCAGGACAAUGGCAUUUGAAUACCCCACACAUUGACUGUACAGUCUUAAUCCAAUGUGCUGUUAUAUGCAGAUUCAACUCUAUGAUGAUAUACAUAAAAAUACAGUUAUGUAAAAAGUUUUCUACUGAAAACUAAAGUGUUUAGUGUUUACUUCCAAUAAAAAUUAAAGUCAUUCUUUAGUAAGUUUUGAAAUGCUUUUGAUGCCUUUAUUGGCAAAUUAUUUAGAAAGCUAUUCCCAUUUCAUAGCUUUUUCUUUAAAUUGUUCCAGCAUUUGAGGUGUCUCCUCCAAAAUUAAUUAUAACUCCUGGCACCUAGCCAUUUCACAUCUAUUCAUCUUCAAUUCAGAACAAGGAAGUAAACAGAAGGCUAACAAUUUCCCAUACAGUUUUUAGCUCUAAAGUCCCUGUACACAAGUACCCUGACCUCAAAAGGCUCAUCUGACUAUUGUUCCUCUUGUAAAUAGGGUCUAUUAGCAAAAGUGGAAUUCAGUCUCAUGUGAGGUGAAUUAAAUGAUUUUCACAGGUGAUGACUUUUCCUUACCUUGAAUACGUAUUUUGGAUGUCAUGAUAUGAAAGUUCACAUUUAGAUAUUUAUAUAGCUGUUGUGAGGUCCUUAACAUUGAAACCAGCCAAAAUUCAGUAUUCUGAAGUCUUUAUUUUAAUGAGGUACCACAUUUAAAUGGUGAUUUGCCCACUAUCUUAAUCCCUUUAGGGAAGGAAUAAGCCAAAUUUACUUUUUUAGUUUCAAUGGGGAAAUGAGAGGGAUGUCUUAUUUUUAGACAUCUUCAAUGGAGUUUGAGGAAGUAUCAUUUUGAAAAAUACCCUGGGAAGAGGUAUUUUGGACACUACCAGCAGCAUGUCAGGAAUUUCCAUCAACACAGCACAACUGUGAAGCUCUUCAAUUACUACUAUAGAAUUGUCUUUGUUUUUGAUGGCAAAGUAAUGGUACUUUUUGUCAUAAUGAGGCAUAUCUACUAGUGAACAUUUCUAAAAACGAAAAACCCAAAAAGCAACCCACCAAACAACUGUGCAGAAUUCUGAAAUUAUCAAGCAUAUGUACUUUAUAGAAUUGUUGGUCAUCACCAGCUAUGUUAGUAGUUUCUCCCUGUAAUAUUUGUUUUAAAAAUGUAAAAAUGUAAAAAUUCAGAAGACAGUAUAGUUAUUUAAACUAAACAAAAUAGUUGCAGUUGGUCAUAAGAAUCACCUAUUCCAUUAUUAUUGUUGUAUCUUGAGUGCUUACUAUGUGCCAAGCACUGGGGUAGAUACAAGCUAAUCAGGUUGGACACAGUCCCCCUCCGAUUUGAGAUUCAUAGUCUAACUAGGAAGGAGAACAGGAAUUGUAUUCCAUUUUACAGUUGAGGAAGCUGAGGCACAGAGAAGUUAAGUGACUUGCCCAUAGUCACACAGCAAGCAAUUGGCAGAGCUGGGAUUAGAACCCAAGUCCUCUGAUUUCCAGAGCUAUGCUCCUUUCACUAGGCCACACUGUUAUUACAAAUUUCUAAGUCCAUGGUUUUACUUCUAGAUUUUUUAAAUGGGGGAAAAAUGACAAACUUAUUCAGUACUUGGAAAAAAGUUGACAUCAAACAGAUGCACAGGCGUACUGCUAGUUCUGUCAGUUUGGAAAUUGCAUAUUGUAAUGUAAAUGUAUGUCAACGCUAUUUUGCUUAGUUCCAUUUUGGCAAGAUGAAUUAAUUCGAAAUGUUUAUAAAAUGUGGAGUGUGUGUGUGUGGGUGUGUGUGUUUAUGGAUGUGUAUGUGUGUAUCUGUAUGAGUACUUUUUAAAAUAGGUGUAUGCCCUGACCUUUUUUUUUUAUACUGGUUUGAAUUUGAAAUUUCAUUAUAGAUAUAUACAUAUACUUUAUUGUUCUAAAUAAAGAAUUAUAUGCACUACAAA
This is a messenger RNA of Ornithorhynchus anatinus (platypus), 5099 nucleotides long. It is a transcript of the gene KITLG, whose product is annotated as KIT ligand. Gene Ontology annotation, biological process: cell adhesion; positive regulation of cell population proliferation. The coding region runs from base 127 to 948 and encodes 273 amino acids. Gene Ontology annotation, cellular component: plasma membrane. Gene Ontology annotation, molecular function: cytokine activity; stem cell factor receptor binding. The transcript is spliced from 10 exons. Lineage: Eukaryota; Metazoa; Chordata; Mammalia; Monotremata; Ornithorhynchidae. The record is from RefSeq and is a predicted model, not a curated record.